Messenger RNA from Cyclocybe aegerita, 891 nucleotides. NCBI's taxonomy places the organism in Eukaryota, Fungi, Basidiomycota, Agaricomycetes, Agaricales, Hemipholiotaceae. The record is from the annotation of a GenBank genome assembly.
AUGGUUCCGGUUCGGCUACCCGUGCCGUGCGUCGGCUGCCGUCUACCGUCGCACACGGGUUCGGUUGGCAGCCCUAAUCACAAGGAAUUAUCUUGCGACAUCCCAUUGGAACUCGCAAUCGUCCAAGAACAUGCAAAGCAGUCGAUAGACAUGCACCCCGAAGUCACGAAGCUCCUAACAAGCGCAAUUACCUCCUGCAAACAUCUCUCUCUUUCUACGUCGAAAGCGUCAAACUUCUUGUUUUUCGCGUUCGCGAGGAUUAUUUUGCUACCACAACUCCAGGUUCUUCGGUCGAUCUCGCUGGAUAUCCGUUCCGAGAUAGCGACUCGAGGAACACUCCUUUCGCUCUUACGAGCACCGAAAUUGCAUCACGUUCGACUAAAGAUGGCCUCGUCUUCCAACCUCAAUCUUAUCAACCUUCCGUACGGGCAGAUCAAACAUCUUUCCACCAUUGUAUCCCCGAGGAACACCUACGUCGACCCGAACACCGCUCCGGUCAUGGAUUGGCAAGGCCUCAUAUUGAAGUGCCCAAACCUAGAAGAGAUCGAGGUCUACUUCCAAGGGCACGGAUACACCAAUCCUCGUGAAAUUCAGGAACAGCGGUUGAGGAUACCCUCACUUGCUUCUGGAUUGAUAUCCUUCGAAUCUGCAAAGCGCCUGAGCAUUCGUGUUGGCUUCGGUGCAGACAUCGACACCAUCUUGAAAGACUUUUUCUUCCCGAAACUUCGCUACCUCCACAUCGCAUCCGUUAGCCACCCCGUUACACUGUUCGCGGAACACCUCCCGUUCGCGGAGACCCUCUCAAACCACAUGUUGAUGUUCACCCUGUCCGGUUUGACACAAUUGAGCUUGCCCCGUGUGAACUUGCUCUGUGUGAGCUUGAAUUCUUGA